This is a messenger RNA of Racocetra fulgida, 451 nucleotides long. The record is from the annotation of a GenBank genome assembly. NCBI's taxonomy places the organism in Eukaryota, Fungi, Glomeromycota, Glomeromycetes, Diversisporales, Gigasporaceae.
GAUAUUACAAAAACAUUUUCAUUUGAUCUUGUAGAUUAUUUAAUUGUCAACAAACUAGAAGCAACUCAAUUAUAUCGACAAAUUUUUAUUAUGAAUGUCACUAGUGAAUUGUCAUCAUCAGAAUUACUGGAUGCACUUUCAAAUGCACUUCCACAAUUAAUUGGAAUUAUUAUUACUCUUGGAAGUGAUGGAUUAGUAGCUUGGUUUGGCCCAGAAAAACGAGUCUAUACUUUACCUGCAUUUAAAACAACAUUGCGUGAUACCACUGGAGCUGGUGAUGCAUUUACUGGCUAUUUUGUUGCCAGCCUUGCUAGAAAUCAAUUGAAAAAUGAAAAAAAUAGUGGACUUAUAUCAGUUGAUUCUGAAUCAUCUAUUUUACCAACGGCUGAGCAAUUUUUGGAUUCAUUGAAAGAAGCAAUUGUGGCAGCUGGAUUAGCUGUUAGCAAACGAG